GAUAUAGGAAGACCCAGGCCGUCAUUCCCUUUGGAUAAAGACAGCCUUUCAUUGAGGGUGAUGACACAAAUGCGAGAUCUUGGCGUGGUGGCGUUCUUUGGGCCUGAUGCGACUUGCCACACGGAAGCGAGGCUAGCCGCGGCAUGGAACCUACCUCUUAUAUCACACAAAUGCGCAGAGGCACAAGACUCCGGUGGUUUAGGCUCGACCUUCGCGAGGACACUCCCGCCUGCCCACAAGGUCAGCAAGUCGGUGGUUGCGCUCUUGAAGGCAUUUGGAUGGAACAAGUUCGCUAUUGUGGCUGGAGACGAGCUGACUGCUGCAGGACAGCAGAUGGAGGCUAUAAAGGAGUUGGCGCAAGGCAACGGUCUAACAGUGACCGCAGAGCAUCGAUUCGCAGACUAUAUACCACGACAUAUUUCACAUAUGGAGAAGAUUGUUGAUCAAACCUAUCAAAAAACAAGGGUAUACGUGUUUCUGGGAGAGAACAUUGCUCUGGUGGACUUCGUGAAGGUGCUGCUUCGUCGCGGGUUGCUUGCCAAUGGAGAAUAUGCUGUGGUCGCUGUUGACGAUGAGAUUUACGACCCUAGCACUGCCGCUAUCACGCAAGCAGAUCAUCUCUUUCAAAACAGCAGUAGCGACGUUUUAGCUUUUCGAGCGGUAUUGAAGCUUACACCUUCUUUCCCGACUAACCCUCACUAUCAGUAAGUACCAAUAGAAGCAGCUCAUCUGUACGAUGCUGUGAUGCUGUGGGCCCGCGCAGCCACCGCCGCCAUGCGGGCUGGUGUCUCGCCCACGGAUGGCUCCACGAUCAUCAGGCUCUUGAGACCCACGGUGUAUCGAUCGUUGCAGGGUUUUGAUGUUAACAUGGACAGCGCUGGCGACGCUGAAGGCAACUACUCUGUGAUUGGACUGGUGGAGGACAAAAGCGCUCCAAGCGGCUGGAGCGCGCAACCCGUUGCCGCGUUCCGGUAUUCUAAUUCGUCGGACUUAUUGCCGGAACUAGUCGGCGGUACCAACAUAGCCUGGAUAAGCGGGUCCCCUCCCGUAGCCGAGCCCGCUUGCGGCUUCGACGGGCGCCGUUGCUCCCUCCCGCCAGACCCCGGCGUGAUAGCCGCGGUGGCUGGAGUCGCGGUGGCUGCCAUGCUGGCUCUGAUGCUGUUGGUCAGACACUACCGGUAUGAAACCAAACUGGCGUCUGUGCUGUGGAGGAUUGAGGCGAAGGAUCUGACGUUUAUCACUGGAUGUCCGGAUAAGGAUGCUGUACAAGAAGUGGAUAACAAACGCGCGCACACGACCCUCGCCUCGUUCAGGGGAAACUUUGUAGCCGUGAAGCGAUUGAGAAAGAAAAAUAUUGACGUCACACGACCUAUUAAGAAGGAGUUGAAGCAGAUGCGAGAACUACGCCACGAGAACCUGACCCCCUUCGUAGGCGUCUGCAUUGAAUCCGGCAUGGCAUGUAUCGUCACAGCAUACUGCUCCCGCGGCUCCCUUGCAACCGUUCUGGCUGAUAGAGACCUACAUCUUGACGACAUGUUCGUGGCCAGUCUGGUCGCAGACCUGCUACGGGGUCUGACAUAUCUGCAUGACUCCGCGCUCGGUUCCCAUGGCAACCUGACGUCGAGUAACUGUCUGGUUGACAGACGGUGGGUGCUUCAGAUAUCGGAUUACGGGCUGCAUACGUUAAAGAGUGGCUGCACAGACACAGAAGAUGCCCUUCGAGUAGAGAAGCGUAUGUUAUGGAGGGCUCCAGAGCUCCUGAGGGACCCGAAUCCUCCCCCCCGAGGGACACAGAAGGGAGACGUGUACUCCUUUGGCAUUAUUUUGUAUGAGAUCUUGGGGAGGAGCGGGCCCUGGGGCGACACUAAUUUGACUAAUGCUGAGAUCAUCGGCCGAGUGCGUCAACCCAUAGGCGGAGUGCUAUACCGUCCUCCCAUCGGCAACCUCACCGCCCGGCCCUCCGUGAUCUCCGUCCUGAAGUCAUGCUGGAGCGAGCGGCCGGAUCGACGUCCUGACGUCAGACUGGUCAAGCUGCGACUGAAGGACAUGCAUGCGGGCAUGAAAACAAAUAUAUUCGACAACAUGCUGUCCAUGAUGGAGAAAUACGCAUCAAAUCUGGAGGCUCUGGUUGCCGCGAGGACAGAACAACUGGCACAAGAGAAGAAAAGAACUGACGGUCUACUCAAUAGAAUGUUGCCUAGGACGGUAGCAGAGGCCCUGAAGCGUGGGGAGCCGGUGCAAGCAGAGAGCUACGAAUGUGUGACGAUUUACUUCAGCGACAUAGUUGGAUUCAACCGGCUUGCUGCAACUAACACUCCUGCGCAGGUCGUGGAAAUUCUCAACGAAUUGUACUCAUGCUGCGAUGCCAUUAUAUCGUUUUACAACGUUUACAAAGUGGAAACAAUAGGCGACGCUUACAUGGUGGUUGGCGGUCUACCAGAGCGCUGCGCCCGCCACGCAGCUGAGGUAGCCUCGCUCGCCCUGCACAUGCUGGAAGCUAUACCCAGCAUCAAGAUCAACAGCCUGCCGACUAGCAAGCUGAGGAUACGGAUUGGUAUACACAGCGGGCAAUGCUCUGCCGGUGUUGUGGGCACAAAGAUGCCCCGCUACUGCCUCUUCGGGGACACCGUGAACACGGCAGCAAGACUGGAGUCCACGAGCGAGCCGCAGCGGAUUCAUAUCAGCAAUGCUACGUAUAAACUUCUGAAACAACACGGCGGGUAUCGCUUGAAGGAACGCGGGAUUGUUAAUAUUAAGGGUAAAGGAGAUAUAAAAACAUGGUGGUUAGAAGGAGAGGAACACGAGAGGAGGACAAAUCCUCUUUUUAAGUACCAGCCGGGCGUUCCACAGAGCCCCAAGAGCGACAUCUACGAGGACUCGCUGUGGAACACCCGGCGCUCGAUCGUCAACAUCCGCGACCGCGCCCGGCUCUCCUGCGGCGGCUCUCUCGGGCCUGGCUCCGCGCUGUCCUCCCCCGGGCCCCCCGCUUGCUCCUGCUUCGUGCCCCAACGGGACCACCACUCGGCCCCCGCGGUCUCCUUCUGCGAGGACUGA
Molecule: messenger RNA, 3054 nt
Organism: Colias croceus (clouded yellow)
Lineage: Eukaryota; Metazoa; Arthropoda; Insecta; Lepidoptera; Pieridae
Gene: Gyc32E
Product: guanylate cyclase 32E
Exons: 20
Biological process (GO): intracellular signal transduction; cGMP biosynthetic process; protein phosphorylation
Molecular function (GO): ATP binding; guanylate cyclase activity; protein kinase activity
Source: RefSeq, a predicted model, not a curated record